Messenger RNA from Vidua chalybeata, 2950 nucleotides. RefSeq lists its product as uncharacterized. The record is from RefSeq and is a predicted model, not a curated record. Bases 1246 to 2706 code for a protein of 486 amino acids. Lineage: Eukaryota; Metazoa; Chordata; Aves; Passeriformes; Viduidae. The transcript is spliced from 5 exons.
CUUCUUUAUUCAGGUGCUGGGAACACAGGGAUAACUCCUCUGGAAAUGUGUUCCACUUAACAAACAAAACCCAUCCAUUUUAUUUACUUUUUCUGCUGAAUGAUCAAUAUGUGCCUUCUUUUACAUACUAUGCAUACUAUGCCCACUCUUAAAUUUAACCUUUACAUUGAUUGGUUCUAAUAGUUAAUAACUUCAUCGAUAUUCUUAUUCUAAAACAAUCAUUGCUCAUCUCUCCUGAGGUCUAUGGACUGGAAUCCUUAAUCUUAAAAUCAAGAUGGGAAGGAUAGUGGGUCUCCAAGCAGUGUUAGUGGUGAGCGUGACUGCAACAGAAGGGUCCAGUAACUUCUACGAUUACAUUCCAAACACAGCACUCCUGACAUUUCUAUACCUUAUAUUUCACAACUGUCUACUUAUAAUCAUAGCUAACCCUUUUAUAUUAUCUGAUUGUUUGAUCAAAGCAUUCAUAACAAGAGCAAACAGGAACAGCAGAAGCCAGGGCAGGGGAGACAGGGAAAGGCAGCAGAGAGGUGUUUGGGCUGAAGGGGAUCCUGAGGAAAAGGGAGGAGAAGGCUUUCCCUCAGCCUGUGCUUCUCUUCUCUUUCUCAAAACAUGACCAAGGAAUCUCAUGUUGGCAGGGAUGGGCCAAAUAUCCAGUUUGCUGCAAUUUCCCCAGCUGUGGCUGCUUGGCCAUGACAGGGAAGAAGGUCUAAAAAUGGAAAGGAGGAAAAGCAGCCCCCAAACUGGGCAUCUUUGGAGUGGCAAUUACUCCCGUUCCUUCCUGUUGGUGAGGAAGCUUUGCCUGACAGAAUGACACAACAGGGGAGGGGGGAAGGGGCCCAUGGGCAGGAGCUCUCACAGCUGGGUCACGCAGAGGGGGGGGUGGCCCACAGGGCUGUCCAAAGGGACCUCCAGGCGGGCCAACCUCUCCCCCCGGGAUGUGGUGGGCAGUUUCCGUGUGACGCAAUGUCAGCACGGUGAUGUGACAAUGCAGUGAUGUCACAUCACCAUGAUGUAACAAUGCCCCAUCGCUGGGAGACCUCUGGAGCACGAGGAGUCAGCGUGGGAUCGCAGCACCACGAGAGCUCUUGGAAGGAGCUGUGGAGCUCCACCUCACUGCUGGUGUCCUGCCAAAAGGCAGAGGCACUGCUGAGUGCACUGGGAAUUACGGGGAGGAAAGCAGUGGGCUGAUAGAGCUUAGCCGAUUGGCCCUGGAACUCCACACCAGGAGACUGAACCACCAGACUGAUGAAUUCUGACCUGCUGGACCUCCCACUCGGAGUCAAGAUCCAUGUGCAGCCCAAGUCCAACUCUGUCUUCUGCAGGGGAAAGCUGGGGGAAAAGCUUCACUGGCAAUGUCCUUCUUUCAAUCUGGACGAUCCCUACAUGCAUCACCUGAACCUGCAAUACAACUGCCUGCAUGACCCCCACCUUCAGGACUACCACAAGCGCAAGGACAUCCUGUGGAUGCUGAAGAAACAGGGCUUUGUCACCAGUGACAACAAGGUGAUUUGCACUGUGAAGGAAUUCAAUGAGUACAGGCAGUACCUGACCAGGACCAAGCUGCAGUCAGAGCAGAUCUUGAGGCAACAAGAGGAAGGGCUUCUGCCACUUUUGGCCAAAUUAAAGGAUGGUCCCAAACUGUCAGGAAGCACUGACACUUCCUGCAGGGCACAGUGGCAGCUGCAGCCUCAGAAACCUUCCUGCCCACCUCCACAGAAGAGCAAAGAGACGGCCCUGAAAUCAGGGAGAUUCAGAAGAGUGAAAGUACCUUUAGACAAGGGCCAAACCCACUCCACAGCUGAGCUGGGUCAGGAAGAUGCCAGCAGAGCCGAUGGCUCCCAGAGGAAACCGGACAACACUGCUGACGGCCUCUUUAAAGCUGUCGUUGAGCAGCUGACCACAGCAGAAGCCCAGAAGCUCCAAGAGCUGGUUGAGACCAUUGUGUACAAAGUGUUUACGAGGCUGAAGGUUCCUUGGGACCAGCGUGUCAAUUUUUUAAGGAACACUGCUCAGGGGAUCAGAGGAAGUGUUUUUGGCAGCUCUGUGAGAACAGAGUCUGCAGAGACACCACUAGACCGCCAACAGGAAAUAGAACUGGUGGCCAAGGAGCUUCUAGCGAUGGUGUUGGAGAUCUUGGGGGACCAUCUGGAGUCCAAAGAAGCUUCUGAGUCAGGAAGGGCAGCCAGGCAGAAGGAGCAGCUUGUUGAUGGAGGAGCCACCCAAGCAGACACAUCCAAGGAAGCUGAAACAGACAGAGGACGUUUACAGGCUUGCCUUGACUAUCUCACCAACCAAGUUGUUAAGAAUAUUUGCUGCCUCUUGAAAUCCAUGGUAGCUUCUCAGUUUGGAGGAGACUCCAGCUGUGAUUACACUGAAAUCCUGAAGCUUCCCAAGGGUAAGGUCUCCAACAGACAGAUGCCACCAGGAUUCCCUGGAGCAUCUGAAGAACAGAGCCAGGAAGAAAGUGCAGGAGUAAAGCUGCCUGCCUUAGGACCACAGCCUCAUGCAAAAGGGACUGGCUAUGCCAAAACCAAGGAGCCUGAGCAUCCUGCAAUGGUGAAGGGGAACUUGGUGAGAGAAAGGAACCCAACAACCUCAGGCAACACUUUGGACAUAAGGACCAUGGCAAAUUGGAUCGUUCAGUCUGUAUUAGGGCGGGUUGUUCGGCAUAGGCGUGCACCAACCCCCAGACAGAAUUUCCAGUGACCUGUCACAAACCCAGCCACAUGCCAAGGUGGACAGGAGAGCUGUGCUGCUGAGGACACUCUCCCCUCCUUGGGCCCACAUUUUUCCCGACAGCCCAUCCCUCCAGAGGGUCCAAUGCCCCCUGCCCAGGCCAGAGCACGGCGCAGAUCAGUGCACCCAAAGCUCGUCUGUGGCAGGAGAGCUGAAGGGCCUCUAGACAGCAAACUUCACACCCUUGUUCCAUCAAUAAAGAGUUUAUCCAUAA